Drosophila arizonae is the source of this 3723-nucleotide messenger RNA. RefSeq lists its product as uncharacterized. NCBI's taxonomy places the organism in Eukaryota, Metazoa, Arthropoda, Insecta, Diptera, Drosophilidae. The record is from RefSeq and is a predicted model, not a curated record.
ACAAUUUUUAUGCCUUUACGCACUGUUUACAGAGCGCACUCAGAUAUCUCUCUCGUUUUUUCUCUCUAAUACGCGCUCUCGAUUUAGGCCAAAUCUCCACCUGGUGCUGUUGUGACUUUUGUGUUAUCAGAAAUGCUUGGAUGCUGGUCGGUGGCAGACGUCCUUCGUCCUUGACAGAGUUUGACCGCAGGCGAAUGCCAGUCAGUUUGCUGCAAAUAGUUUAAAGUGCGAAAACGUCUCGGUUGAAUGAAAAAAUUUAAAGUUUCGCUCACAAUAUACAUACACACGGUGGCCAAGGCACGAAAUGUGAAAAGAAUCAAACAAAAGCGAAUAUCGGCCAAGUCUUAGUUUGUUUUUUUAUAUAUAUUUUUUAUAAUUAAGACAAAGCAGCUAACAAAAGACAACUGAAGCAUUCUAAUGAAUACCUAAGUAUACACACACACAUACACAUACACACACGCAUACUUAUCCACUUCAAUGUGAAAAGAAAAGUUGUUUUAGGUCAAACAAAAGAACAAAAAAAUAAAAAGAAAACUUCCAAACGUUCGCAAAAAAAUCUGACAAAAUGAAAAUCUGUUGGAAAAGCGUUUAAGGCCGCCCAGGAAAAUUAAGAAUCAAUUAAAGCUGAGACGCCGUUGCAUCCGUUGAUGAGGAGCUGGUGGUGCUGUGCUAUAAAUACACCACAGGGCGAGACGUCAAUGUGGCUGUAAGAAUGCCAUCGCGUCGCAGCGGUGGUGUUGGCACCACAAGGCGCAAGCACUCGCUGGGCAACCUAAGACGAGCCCAUCCGGCCUCGGGUGCCACAUGGAAUGUGCAGGUGGUGCGCGGCAAGAUGUCCUCGAAGUGCUUGUGGCACGCGUGUCGAGCGCUAAUCCUGGGCCUGGCCUUGAUGCUGGUGGGCGCCGGCAUGGCCACGCUUGGCUACUAUGCGGAUCAUCUGUCGAUGGGCUCAGAGCUGCGCGGCAAUGUGACGGUGCGCGUGAAGAACGAUCUGAAGGGCUUCCAUUUGAACAAUUUCGCCUAUGUGGGACCCAUUGUGAUGGGCUUUGGCGGCUUCAUUGUGGUGGCCUCCUGUGUGAUGACCUUCGAGGCGCGAGACUCGGCGGCUAAGGUGGUGCCAGCCAGACUACGAGCCGGCGCCGGUAGCUGCAAUAAAACGACCACACGCAGCAAUCAGGGCAGCUCCGCCUCUCAGCGCCGAGGCAUGGGUGCUCAAUAUCAGUCAACGCGCUGGGAUCAGCAUUUCGGCGUUUUUCGCUCCUCGCCUGGCGACCCACAUCAGCAGCUGCAGGCGGUGGCUGGUGCACCCAGCUCUGGUCAAACGCAGGCGCAGCCCUUCGAUCGCGAAGCUCUCACCGCCGAGCUCAUCAACUUCUCCAAGUCACUCAGCGCAUCCGCACGCUUCUCGCCAAAGCUGCGUCGCCUCACGUUCACAGGUUCCGUGCCCGAUUUGUCCACCAUCCAUGCAAACGCUCAUCCAAACGCCUGCCUCGACACUAAUCACUCCAAUCUGUUCAUGCCGCUGGAACAACAAUUGCAACUGCAACAACUACAACAAUUGCAACAACUGCACCUGCUACAACAACAACAAUACUGCUGCAAACGGCAUCAUCAUCAUCAUCGCCAUCACCAACACAAACAACGCAAACAACAACAACAAUCCUGCUCGAGCAGCAGCGUUCGCCGUGUGCGUCCAAGCCGCAGCUCGGCGGGCAGCGGCUCAGUGGGCUUGGCUGGGGGCAUUGGCGGUGCCGGUGGCUCCAAUGCACGCCUCAUCAGCAACUCAUCCAGUUUGAUCCAGCGCGCUACUAGGGAGCACUCCACCUGUACGCUGCUGCAGCCGCCUGCAGCGAGUCGCGUCUACUGGCAGGCCUCGUCCUUUGACGCCGGCAUUGCGGCCACCCACAGCUCGGCCGGCAGCGAGAAGCGUGCCGAGCGUAAUAAACGCUCGGAUACGGCCAAGCGGCAUGUGCUGGCGCGCCAGCGACCCAUCGAGCACGAGGAGGCGGCGCGGGAUCGCUGCAGUCCGCUGGGACACAGGCGCAACUCUACCAUGUCGGAUUCUUCAUACAGCGGCCGCUGGACGGCGCGUUGUGCUUCGGUGGCGAGUCGCACCUCGAGCAUUGAUUCACGGCGCGUUCAGGUGGAUCUGCAUAGUCCGGAAGUGCUGCCCAAGUCGAUACUGCGCUCGCCCAAGCGCUACAGUUCCGGUCCCUCGGCAACGCCAUCCGUUGAUAAGGAGUUCCGCAGCCAAUUGUCUGUGUGCUCAGAGCCGCCUCCCCCCGUGCGUCAACUGUCUGGACAAUCGAGCAUGGAGCCGGCUGUGCCGGAGGAGAGUGUGGAGAUAAUCGAUGAGCGUAUGCCCAUGGAGUGUGUCAGCAACAGCAACAACAACAGCCUCUGCAAUGUCUCCUACAACGAGAUAACGGAGCUGGUGCAUCACACACACAGCUUGCCGAUGAAGAAACAGCGGCCCGACUUUCUGCCAUUGGACAGCAGCGCAGAUCCGAAACAGCAUCAAGAGCAACAACAGCAGCAGCAGCAGCAGAAAUCCAAUCCAUCGACGCUCUAUAGAAGCAACAGCUCUCGACAGUUCUAUCGACCGAAGCCGGCCAUUGCCAAGGAUCGGGAUGAUUCGGUAUUCUAUAUACGCUCGCUGGAGCGCGGCGGCAGCUCUGCGAGCAACGAUGAGCACAUGUACGACUCGUUGAAGGUCAUCAAUGAGCGCCGUUCCACGCUGCUAAAGGCGGAUUCACAGAGCUCGCUGGGCUCCGCGGAGCGUAAGCUAAGCAGCUUUUCGCUCAAAAUGCCAGACAUAACGGAGCGCGAGAAUUCUAUAGAUAUAGAGGAGGGACCUCCACCGCCUCUUCCGCCACCUCCGAUCACAACGCAGCCCAAGUUGGCUGAAGACUCACCAAGAGAAGAGCUUGAGCAAAUCCAAAACGCAACCUAAACAAAUCGAGAUUAAUGUAGAUAAUUAUAAAUGUGUCUGCUGUAUUGAUAAGGUGUAUUGAAUAUGUAGUAACCGCUAGCCAACGACAGUUACUUUAGCACAGAUCUAUUAUUAUGUAAUGUUCGACGAUAGAUGCGAUUUUUGAUAAAAAUGCAAUCCAAAUUGUGACACCGAAAAUUGAAUUUAAGUUUAGCAUAGAAACCGUCUAAAUACGAUCUCAACAAAACUACAAAUUCUUCCCUUCGUUUUCUAUGAAAAAAACAUCUAAAAAGAGUGUUAGCUGUGUUAUAUAACGAUUCUAACUAACUACGUAUUGUUAUCUGUGUUGCCAUAGGCGCUAAUCGAUGUAUUGAAGAACAUAAAAAACAAGCAAAUAAUAACUAUUUUAUAUGUCUAUGUGUUAAAUUGUUAAUGAACUAAAGAGGAAGGUAGAGUCGAUAAAUAUUAUAUUGUUAUAAUUUCGAUGAGCUUGUAAUAAGUAAGCUCUACAAAUCUAUAUCCUGUUUCCCGUUUCCUGUUUCCUCUAUGUAAACUAUCUAAAACAAAUUUCAUGGAAUAGCUAUUCGAAAUUGUAUAUAAGAUACUAUGUAAUAAUGCAAUCAGCUUACAAGCGAAGACUGAUGUUUCGUAAAUUUAUGUUCUAUACGAAGUUCUCAAUGGAAAAUGUCAAUUUUUGUUCAAAUACAAUGAAAAGCAAUAAGGAAUUAGAAAAGUAAUAUAUAAAGCACGGAGUGCAUAUGUGGGCAACGAAAAGCUGAUCAUAAUUGCAA